Euleptes europaea (tarantolino) is the source of this 660-nucleotide messenger RNA. RefSeq names its product heat shock protein 30C-like. NCBI's taxonomy places the organism in Eukaryota, Metazoa, Chordata, Lepidosauria, Squamata, Sphaerodactylidae. The record is from RefSeq and is a predicted model, not a curated record. The transcript has a single exon. Gene Ontology annotation, biological process: protein refolding; response to heat. Gene Ontology annotation, molecular function: protein folding chaperone. The coding region runs from base 1 to 660 and encodes 219 amino acids.
AUGGCCAGCUACAGCCGCGUCUUGCUGCGGAUGCUCCCCCUGCACCGGUGGCCGUUGACGGGCCUAGGCCCCGUCUGGCUGAGCGACCCCCAGCCAGCCUGCAGGGUCCUGUGGCCGUCCAGCCACAGCCUCGUGGACCGGGUCGUGGCCGACGUGGAGAGGCAGAUGCAGGACAUGGAAAGGAUGACCCGGGCCUUCUUCCAGGCCUCCCCGCUUCCGGCGUGGGAGCGCGAGGGCCAAAGGGAGCCAAGGGAGGAGAGUGCCGCGGAGGCCGCCGUGAAGGGGCCGCCGGAAGGGAGGUACCGCUUCUCCGCGGACGUGACGGGCUUUUCCCCAGAGGAGAUGACAGUGAAAUUGGACGGGAGAAGAGUCACGGUGACCGCCAAGCGCCAGAGGGAGAGCAAAAGUGAGGGCAGCUACUGGCAGGAGCACCAAGAGUUGCGGCGGGAGACCCUCCUCCCACUCGACGUGGACCUGCAGGCCGUCUCAUGUUCCCUGACCCCGGAUGGGCAGUUGUGUGUCGAGGCGCCACGCGUGGCUUCUUCCACAACCACGGGGAAGGCCAUCCCGAUCGACGUCCAGUCCUCGGGACCCAAGACGCCCGACAGGGAAGAGAAAGAGCUGGGGAGCGGCGAAGGGGCCAAGCCGAAGGAGACCUGA